Erpetoichthys calabaricus (reedfish) is the source of this 6850-nucleotide messenger RNA. RefSeq names its product lemur tyrosine kinase 2 (gene lmtk2). Gene Ontology annotation, molecular function: protein kinase activity; ATP binding. Bases 371 to 4954 code for a protein of 1527 amino acids. Lineage: Eukaryota; Metazoa; Chordata; Cladistia; Polypteriformes; Polypteridae. The record is from RefSeq and is a predicted model, not a curated record. Gene Ontology annotation, biological process: protein phosphorylation. The transcript is spliced from 14 exons.
CCUCUGAUAUGACGAAGUAGCAAACAUGGCGCUGUCGGGGAAUGCUUGUGUUUGUUUAAUUGUGCCCAACUGAUUUCUCUGUCGAUGUCAACGCCGGCCUUUCCUCGUUUCCUUGUAUGUAUCUUUUUGUCGUUUCGAUAGUCAAACAUGUCUGUCGCCUGUAUUGCAGACAAGGUAGUCGUCCAGGAAAGGUAACGGGCCCUUGUCUUUUUUGGGGGGGGGGGGGAUUCAGAAGGACACUACAGGUUGACUGGAGCGGUGUCUCUAGCUGCUGGUAAAUUAUAUUUCACUAUAAACGAGCAAAAGGAUGCUAGCGCCUUGUCUCCCAUUGUGACGCCAAGCCGUGUCUAAAAUCGAAGCGGCGCGCCGGAUGGAGGCUCCACUCGGACUCGGCUCCCUUCUGCUGCUCACCGGCAUUCUGCGGCUGGUCGAAGGAGCGCCGCUGCUCGGGACAGGGGAAGCAGCUGUAGGUGAAGUUUCCUUGUCAUCUCUGGCUUUUUCUUUUGCUGGUUUGGUUUUGUUAAUAGUCCUCCUUGUGAACUGCGUUUCCUGCUGUAAGGAGCAAGAAAUCAAUUUCAAGGAGUUUGAAGAUAAUUUUGAGGAUGAGAUUGACUUCACCCCGCCAGCUGAAGAUACACCUUCCAUUCAGUCCCCAGCAGAGGUGUACACACUUGCGGUUCCUCCAGCAGUUCUCCCUGGACCACCUCAUUUGCAGCCUCCUGGAAUAGCUGAAGGUUCGACAGUGCCACAAGUUACACGUCAUAGCCUCAGUUACAUCCAGGAAAUCGGAAAUGGCUGGUUUGGGAAAGUCCUGCUUGGUGAGAUCUACAUUGACCUUGGAGUAUCAAGAGUUGUCAUAAAGGAGCUCAAAGCCAACGCAACCACAAAGGAACAAAACAUAUUUCUACAGAAUGACGAUCCCUACCGGGUUUUGCAGCAUCCAAAUAUCCUUCAGUGCCUGGGUCAGUGUGUGGAAGCCAUCCCUUUCCUGCUGGUGUUUGAAUUUUGUGAACUGGGUGACCUGAAAGGAUACCUCCUAAAUCAGCAAGAACGAACUCAUGGCAGCGGUGAAUUGUUGCAGCUACAGAGGAUGGCGUGUGAGAUUGCGGCUGGUGUUGCACAUCUACACAAAAACAACUUUGUGCAUAGUGACCUGGCAUUGAGGAGCUGCUAUCUUACAACAGACCUGAGCGUCAAAGUUGGAGACUAUGGAUUUGGAGCAAGUCAGUUCAAGGAUGACUACAUUGAAACCAAUGAAGACCAGUUGAUACCCAUACGAUGGAUGGCCCCCGAGUUAGUAGAUGAGAUCCAUGGGAGUGUCAUAGUUGCAGAUCAAAACAAGGCUGGCAAUGUGUGGGCCUUGGGUAUCACCCUCUGGGAGCUGUUUGAGAGCGCCGCACAGCCAUACUCCCACCUGUUGGACCGAGAAGUGUUGAUCCAUGUCAUCAAGGAGCAGCACGUCAAACUCUUCAAGCCUCAACUGGACCUACCGUACUCUGACAGAUGGUAUGAGGUUUUACAGUUCUGCUGGCUUCCUCCUGAUAAGAGAGCCACAGCCGAAGACGUGCACCGCCUACUCACGUACCUCCGCAUGCAGGGCCAAAAGGAGUCCGAGGAUGACUUUGAACAGCGAUGGAGUGCACUUAAGCCGAAUCCUUGCAACAGGCAGUCCACAAUGAGCCAUUCGUCCUUCCCCAUCCUCGAGCAGUUUGUCGAUGAUGGUCUUCAUCGAGAGAUGGACGAGAUCCUCACGGUAACCGAAACCAGCCGAGGUCUCAGUUUUGAGUAUGUGUGGGAAGCCGCCAAGCAUGACCACUUUGAAGAUCACAGUCCUUCUGCCAUGGAUACUACAGUCAACUAUCACAGCAUGUUCUUUCCAGUGCCCCCAUAUGAGAAGCCAGUAUUUUCGGAGACCUCCAAUAUCUCAGGAGGCAGUGCUGCAAACCACAGCACUUCAGCCAGUGUUCCUGGAGUGUUACCUGUCUUUGAGGCUCACAAGCCAGCAGUAGGCAGUGAAUAUUACAUCCAGCUAGAGGAGCAAGGGGAGAGUAACCUAGAGGGAGAUGAAAAUCAGUGCCCCAGAGGGGCACGUCAAAGUGAUCAAGAUCAUUUCUCUCAGCAAUACGUUGUUCUGCAGGACAUUCCUCUAGAGGAAUCCAGCACCGAUUUAGAUUUCUUCCACCGUAGCAUAGACUCGAAGGACUCCAAUUUGCCAGAGAGCCAAGUUGGAUCCCAGGCUUCCAGUGACCUGGACAGUCCUUAUCACACUAAUAUCUUCAAGGAGAGCACUUCACAAUCCGAAGACAGGCCCUGGCUUAGUGGAUUCCUUGAGCUGCCCGAACUAAAUUCCAAUCACACGCUGAAGGACACGGCCACGCACAACUCCAACGCAGACGGCAAAGAGAGUCAGGUACAAGAGGAUUUCAGUGAUAUCUUAGGAGGGGUCCAGGGGAUGGUUUAUAUUGAAAAUCUCUCUAGUCAGUCCAGUCCUGGCAGGUUACUGAGUACAGAAAAACUCUCUGACAACUUCCUGUUCCUCCGAGAUAGCAGUCUGUUGUCCUCUAGAAGCAGUAUUGAUUUGAGAAGUGAAAUUUUGGAUGCUGAGUUGGACAGUUUUUCUGAGCUUGCUACCAAAGUGGAGUCAAAGUUGAUACACCCGACUCCAGACGUUCAACCACAAUUAGAAAAAACGAGCCUUUUGAAGUCUGCGGAAGACUCUUGCAGCUCUCUGGAGAAAGAGGGUCUACACUGUAGCAGCCCUGAUGCAAACGGGACACCACGGCCUUUAGUAGAAACCACGUUGCCUUCCUCUUCUCCUGUCAUAUCUGAAAGCCCUCAUGAAAUGCCACUACAAUGGAAGUCUCUGGAGGAGGAAGGUGUUUCACUGGAUUCCACCAGUGAAGGGAUCAGUUCAACCCUCAAUGCUACUACCUCUGCUGGCCCUGCCCGCUACCAGGAACACCCCACCUCCCGCUCAAGUGCCGCAAGUGACAUCUCGUGCAACGAUGCCAAAAACUGCAGCUCUCAAAAAGUGGAGCAAAGCAGCCCUUCAGUUCUAAACGCACACUUGGCCAAGCAGGAGAGCGCCUCUGGUAACCCGCCAGAGCUCAGCCUUCUGGGUGAGUGCACCGAUGAGAGCUUAAUAGACAGCAUACCACAGACAAAUGGCUGCUCUCCGACGGAGCCUUUAACUGACCUCGAGAGCGACAUUGCAUCGGUUGAGACGUUGCUGCACCUCACAUCCAUGCUGUCUUCUGAUCAGGUGAGCCAGGACAGCUUACUUGAGGACAGCAUGUCUACAACUGCACUCCUGACGGUCGAGCAGUCGGCAGAAACCCCCGAUUCUUUAGAUUCCCUAGACAUGCAAGGCUUAGCGGGUUCUUCUGAAGCAUUGAACUCUGUUCACCAGAAACUGCAGCCUCCCUACAAGACUGCUGAUAGUGGCUAUGAAACUGAGAAUCUGGAGUCUCCCGAGUGGAACUCCCAGGUUACCAUCAAAGAGCCUUCUUCCUUGGAAACCGUCCUAAGCUGUGACGUAGAACAAGCCUCCGUCCCCCUUCCACCUCCAGCUAUAAUCAUUUCGGAAGUUGAGCCAGCUCUAGAUGUGGACGCCGAAAAUGACCUGAGCUGUGUUUCAGAUACUCAGACGGCAGCCCCUACAGAGAUCUUCUCAACCACCAACCAUAACUCUUACCGAGACUCUGCGUAUUUCUCUGACAAUGAUUCAGAACUCGAUAAAAAGUUAGAUGAUUUCAACAGGGAUGGCUCUGGCACGGUCUUAAAUGAAGACUUGGGUUCUAGUCAUCCUGCCCACGGUGAAUGCACAGGUGCUGCUGUGGCCACUGAUAAACAGACAGAACCGUCAGAAACCCAGGAAGCGAGAGAUGCCGAUUCUCUUCCUAGCAUUCUGCAGACUCAAGAGACUUCAUUUGAAGCCUCUGAUGAUCGAGGUAUCCUCACACCUGACCCGAAUGUAACUUCACAGCACUCUGCUCCUAUUGCAGAUGUUAGCUUUUCUGGACUUGAAGAGCUCGUCUCUCCUUAUUCUGAGGUAUAUCCACGUGAGGGUGAGACAAUGAUAUCUGACACAAGGCCUCCUGGUGCUCUUAAAGUGCUUUUGCCAGACACUGCUGCGAGCAUGCUGCAUGAAAAGUUAGCCCUGUCCCACCAGAACGAAUGGCCAAAGAUAAAGGAACCUGAUAUUGAAGGCAAAUACCUUGGAAAGCUGGACAGUCGGAACCUCCAAGAAGCUACCGAGGAUGGCAUUGAUGCAGAUGAAGAGGAUGAGAACAGCGACGAUUCUGACGACGAGCCCCGGGGGUACCACUUACAAAGUGCAGGCUCUGACAGCGAUGAUGACAUUCAACAUCCUAUUCCCAUCAUAAUCAUGGACAAUGAUGAUGGAAAGGACUUGAAGAGCUUAUUGAAAGGCGGCAGACCUCUCGUGGCGUCAGAAGAACAGGAGCAGGUGGCCAAGUCCAAGAAAGGAGCCGUGUCCUUCUUUGAUGAUGUCACAGUUUACCUUUUUGACCAGGAAACCCCAACCAAGGAACUAGGAGCUCAUCUGGCUACUUCCAACAGCCACGUCUCAGAAUUCAGCAGCCCCGUCCCGUCCUCCAGCCUGAGCUACUUGAACAGGUUCACCAACUCUGAAAGCUCUACGGAUGAGGAAGGGAGUGGGUUUGAGUGGGACGAUGACUUUUCUUCGCCAGAGCCUUCAUUCAUCUCCAAGGCGGCCAGUCAUCUCCUUGUAUCCAAGUCCUCUCCUUCAGUGUCAUCUAAAUACUUCUCUCCUCCUCCACCCACCCGUACACCAGACCAGAGCUGGUCCAGCUUAUCGCCGUACUCGCGCUUCUCCAUCUCCCCAGCCAGCAUUGCUAGCUUCUCCCUGACACACCUCACUGACUCGGAUGUUGAACAGGGUGGGAGCAGCGAAGACGGAGAGAAGGACUAAGCAGCAGAGUGGCUGGAGGGGCUAAAUCUGUCGUCUCACUCAACAUUGUGAAAGCAGAAGACCCUGGUGGGAGAGCAGAUUGUGCUCCAGUGUCGCCCUCUGCGCUGACUGAUCGGUGGGAAUGUGUUCAGAAAUUUGGUGUACCAAAACCAGCUGGCUUACCACAAGGCUUGCGCAGGGUGUAACAAGAAGCCCCCCCCCCCAAAACCCAUAGCAACCCCCUACCACCCCCUGGUCAUCUCGCCUAGUUGUGCUCGCUGUGCCACCGCUCCCGUCACAAUGCACAUGCGGUGCCCGUCUUCCUGAUGGACUCGCUUGCUCACGGCUUAAGCAAUAAGGUGGGAUGUGAAGCUCAGUGUUUUAGGCGCAGAAGGGUGGGCUUUGCAUUUCUUCCUUGGGUUUUGUUUUCCUCACGAGCUCUUUAUUUUUAAACUAAGCCGCUGCCACUUUAAGAUACAAUUUAAAAAGCCAGUGUUGCUCUCGCCCGCGCCGUCUCCCACAGGACAGAUGAACACGGAGGCCGAGUGCCCCGCUCUCGCCAGCUGACACGCUCCCGAGGGUGGGCGGGGAGGCUUCAAGGGCCCUGUCCUUCAGCCACGUCCGCUGCCUUACGAUUUGCAUUUAUUUGCAAGAACAACUUGUUAGGCACCCGGUGUGCCGCUGUGCGCUCCAGAGGCCCGCCCGUUUGACCUUUUGUGGUUCAUUUGUUUAAAGCAGUCAUCCAUGCGUGAGGCCACUUGACAGGCGGGCAGAUAAGACGCUCCAGCGUUAUUGGCGAUGGCAGGAGGAGUGUUUUCAAUGGCAGAAAGCCUUUAUGGUGGUGGCCGUCGGUGCCUGGAGAUGCACCUUACAGGAAAUCCUUGUCGGGCAUCUGUGAUGAAUGCUGGGAUGACACGGGUGAGCGAAGCUGAUGCCCUCGCGGCACAUCUGGACAGGGCCGGGCGUGUGGCACCUUCUACAAUUUUUUGAUCAGAAGGGCAGCCUGCCUCGUCCCUCUGUCGUAGUAGCAACUUGACUAGAGCGUGGGGUGGGGUGGGGUUUGUUUUGGGGGCUGUUCACAGAGCGCCACACCCAUUUUGAAAGCUGGCAUUCCACAAGGCUUCACCGAGCUCACUUUCUUUGCGUCAUUUGGCUGCCGCCGCCAUCUUUUUCAAAGUCCGAGCCAUGCACGUCGUCUGGGGUGGGUGGGCAACCAAGAGUUCUUCCAGUCAAUCUGCUUAGCCAGGAUCCCCCCAGACUCCCCCUUCGCCCCCCAACCCCAUCCGGUCCCUUCCAGAACCUCACAUGUUGCCGAAAAACCGGGAGGGUAUCCAAAGAUUGUUUUGAGAAGCGAAAAGGUGGUCCUGGAGUUGCCAGAAUACUCCCCCCCCCGCUGCCCCCCCCAUUUUAUUUUAUUUAUUGAGAUUUUUUUUCUUUUGUUUUGUAAAUUGAAGCUCACAUUCUCAUGAGAUGGUUAAUAUUUGUGAUAUCAGCAGCCUGAGCUGUCACACAGACUUGAAAUCUUUUAUUUAAGAAAUCCUCUUUUAUUCUUCUCCACCUUUGCUUAAUCUUGCACAUUUGAAAGUGUAACUUAAUGUUGAAUGGUACUGAUGUAAAUAAAUGUGAAUUAUUUUUUUGUCUGUAAAUGGGGAAUGAUGUAACAGAGUCCUGGUAUGAGGUUUUUCAUAUUGUAAUUUAAUAGACGUAUACUCCUAAUGACAACAUAUCAUGAUUGAAAAUUAAAAAAAACAAAAAGGGGGGACUGUCCUGUCGGGGAAAAAAAAAAAGUGUAAAUUUUUUAAAUUGUAAUAUUUUUACUUCACGUUUCUGAUCAUGCAUAGUGUAAACGCAAUGAAUUGUUUAUAAUUAAAUACACUAUGUUUAUUUAAUAUGGAGAAUUAAGUGACUUGUAAAUGA